Molecule: messenger RNA, 897 nt
Organism: Anisakis simplex (herring worm)
Lineage: Eukaryota; Metazoa; Nematoda; Chromadorea; Rhabditida; Anisakidae
Source: the annotation of a GenBank genome assembly
AUGCUCCUUUUGGUGUUCACAACUCUCGUUGCAAUCAGUGAAUCGUUUGGUUCACAAUGCCCGAAUGGAGGUCAGAUGGUUGCGACUGGAUGCACUAAGUCCUCACAAUGUGCACGUUACACCGGUGAACCGGUAUCGUGCGUGAAUGGUGCAUGCUGCACUGCACCACCUCGUUGUGGUAACGGUGGUUUUGUGGUAGCACUUGGUUGCACAACCUCUAGCGAGUGCGUGCCCUAUACAACGCAGCCAGUAACGUGUUUGAGUGGAACGUGUUGCACUGUGCCGUCAACUUGUCCAAACGACGGCAAAGCAGUGGCCAUCGGAUGCACGACUUCAGCGCAGUGCAUUUCCUACUCAUCCAGACCAGUCACCUGUCUCAAUUCAACUUGUUGCACAGUUCGGUCGUCUCCAACGUGCACUGAUGGAAGCAGACCGGUUGCCCAGGGCUGCACCAAUUCCAAGCAGUGCACUGCUUAUACGAAUAAGCCAGUCGAAUGCACAAAUGCAUUAUGCUGUACAGUUCCUAAUCCGUGCACUAACGGUGGUGAGGCAGUAGCAACAGGAUGUAGCUGUGCCCUUCAGUGUGCAUCGUUCACCCAACAACCCGUAACAUGCUUAGACUCAACUUGUUGUACUGUACCAUCGUCAUGCAGUAAUGGCGGUAAAGCUAUCGCUGUUGGAUGCUCUACUUCUCAGCAAUGUGUUUCGUACACAAACGACCCUGUCGCCUGUCUAAAAGGAACGUGCUGUACGAUUCCUGAGAAAUGUUCAAAUGAAGGCACCGUUGUUGGCGUGGGAUGUACGAAUGCAGCUGAAUGUGCUUCAUUCGCUAAUGGAUAUCCAGCAACAUGUCUCGGCGGACUUUGCUGCACAGCUUCAGCGGAACACUCUAAGUAA